AAAACCAUUGUUUUCUCUCUUAACAAUCACUGCAAUUUUCUCUCUCUUCAACCCCUCCGCGGCGGCCGAUGGCGGCGGUGGCGAAGCGGCCGUCAUGGCCAAGCUUGCCAAAUCCAUCUCUCCAACGCCGUCCGGCUGGUCCGGCUCCAACCACUGCAAGUGGACCGGCGUCUCCUGCGACUCAUCCGGCCGAGUCUCCAACAUCAACCUCUCCUCCAAAUAUCUCUCCGGCGAAUUACCCUCCGAUCUCAACCAGCUCUCUCACCUCAAAAUCUUAUCUCUCCAACGAAACCAGUUCUAUGGCCCCUUACCCUCUCUCUCCAACCUCGCAUCCCUCGAACAAGUCUUCCUGGACUACAACAACUUCAGCUCUAUCCCUCCUUCGUUUCUCUCAGGCUUAACGAGUCUUCAAACAUUGAGCAUCAGUAUGAACCAUAAUCUUCCUCCAUGGACCAUCCCCGAAACCCUAGCCGAUUCCACCACGUUGAAUUUCUUCGACGCGAUGGAUUCCAAUAUCGUCGGUCCAAUGCCGGAGAUAUUCGGAUCGUUCCCGAAUCUGCAAACGGUUAGGCUUGCAUACAACAAUCUUACAGGGUCUUUGCCGCAAUCAUUUUCCAAAACAGGGAUUGAGAAUUUAUGGAUUAACAAUCAAUUGAUAGGUCUUUCGGGUAGGAUUGAUGUGCUCGGCGGAAUGUCGCAAUUGACUCAGGCUUGGGUUCAUGUCAACAAGUUCUCAGGUCCAAUUCCUGAUCUUUCCAAGUGUACUUCGCUUUCGAAUCUUCAGCUUCGAGAUAAUGAACUAACGGGUGUGAUUCAUCCUUCUCUGUUUUCGCUUCCCAAGCUUGCUAAUGUCUCAUUGCAGAACAAUAGGUUGCAAGGUCCAUACCCUGAUUUUCCCAAAGGUGUUCAGGUGACACUUGGGAUGACCAACAAUUUCUGCAACACGAAGCCGGGACCCUGUGACCCUCAGGUGACGGCAUUGCUUGCAGUGGCAGAGGCUCUGGGUUAUCCAAUGACAUUGGCUGAAUCAUGGCAGGGGAAUGACCCUUGCCAAGGAUGGAAUGGGAUUUCGUGUGAUCCGAAGGGAAGCGUGACAGUGAUCAAUUUCGGGAAGAAACAAUGGAUUGGGACUAUAUCACCCGCCAUUGCUAACCUAACUGCAUUGAAGAGUGUGUUUUUGAAUGACAAUAAACUCACCGGUCCAAUACCGGCUGUCUUGACCAGUUUGGCACAGCUGCAGCUUCUUGAUGUAUCAAACAACAAUCUUUCUGGGAAAAUACCACCAUUUACUUCAAGUGUGAUGUUGAAAUCAUCUGGUAAUCCAUUUAUUGGAAAAGAUUUGCCCACAGGAGGAGGAACAGCAGGAGGUGGUUCUUCUGCUGGUGGUGGUGGUGGCGGCUCACCGUCAGGUGAGACAAGUGGAAAUGGUAAGUCCUCUACUUUGCGGUGGGUGAUUGUUAUUGUUGGCAUUGCUGCUGCGAUAUUUGUGGUAGUUCUGUCCUUCGUAAUUUAUAAACGUUUUGCGAAAAAGCCAAGAUGGAAAUAUAAGUGGGUUAGAAGUUCUAGCGCGGGGAAAGAAAAUGUGAAUAAGAAGGACUAUGGUGCGAUUGGAAGUGAACUACCCAGUAAAAGCAGUUCAGAUAAAAAUGUCUAUGAUGGUGGGGGUGUUGUUAUCUCAAUUGAGAAACUUCGAGAAGUAACAGACAAUUUCAGUGAACAAAACAUUUUGGGUCAAGGAGGGUUUGGUGUUGUUUAUAGAGGAACACUCCUUGAUGGUACACAAAUAGCUGUAAAGAGGAUGGAAUCCGUAAUGGCGGCGGGUUCAAAGGGGCUGAAUGAGUUCCAGGCUGAAAUUGAAGUCCUCUCGAAGGUUAGGCAUAGGCAUUUAGUUGCACUUCAUGGUUUUUGUGUCAAUGGAAAUGAGAGGCUUUUGGUGUAUGAGUAUAUGCCUCAGGGGACAUUGGGGCAGCAUCUCUUUAAAUACAAUGAAAUGGGGUUUCCCCCACUUACUUGGAAGCAGAGAGUAACCAUAGCACUAGAUGUCGCUAGAGGGGUUGAAUACUUGCACAGCUUAGCACAACAAAGUUUCAUACACCGAGAUUUGAAACCCUCUAACAUACUUCUUGGAGACGACAUGAGAGCUAAGGUUUCUGAUUUUGGUUUGGUUAAGAAUGCGCCUGAUGGGAAUUAUUCAGUUGAGACAAGGUUGGCUGGAACAUUUGGAUAUCUUGCACCAGAAUAUGCUUCUACUGGACGAGUGACCACAAAGGUUGAUGUCUUUGCAUUUGGGGUGGUCUUGAUGGAGAUGAUCACAGGUAGAAAAGCACUAGAUGAGACAUUACCAGAGGAGACAAGUCAUUUGGUUGCUUGGUUCAGAAGGGCAGGCAUUAACAGAGGGAGCAUCAGAGAGCAUCUCGACCCCUCCCUAAUCCCAGAUGAAGAGACCUUUGAGAGCAUCUGCAAAGUAGCAGAACUAGCAGGGUACUGCACUGCUCUUGAGGCAUUUCAGAGGCCAGAUAUGAGCCAUGCGGUUAACGUGUUGUCUCCCCUCGUUGAGCAAUGGAAACCCGCCUCCUAUGACGAAGACGAUGGCUUUGGCACUGACCUCCAUAUGAGCCUCCCUCAAGUCUUGCAGAGAUGGCAAGCUAGUGAUGGUAGUUCCAUGACCACCAGUAAUCUGUUUACUAACACAGCUACGAACACACUACAGCACCCUUCAGGUUUCACAAACUCAAUCGGUUUAAAGGAUCGAAGAUGACUAGAAAGACAGAUUUAAAUGCUGAUUGUGAGAGGAGACAGAUUUCUUCAAUGGCUGUGGAGCAACACUUAGUAUAGCCUUUGUUCAGAUUCAACAUUAAAAGCUUUUGUGCUUAAAAGUAUUGCUAGAAUCGAACAUAAGCAGCCCUCUGUUUCCUCAAAACAUUGUUGUUAUAUAUACUUGUAACAGAUGAGAAAGCAGAGUGGUGUUGUGAUUAUGUUAU
Cornus florida is the source of this 2981-nucleotide messenger RNA. RefSeq names its product receptor-like kinase TMK4. Gene Ontology annotation, biological process: protein phosphorylation. Gene Ontology annotation, molecular function: protein kinase activity; protein binding; ATP binding. The transcript is spliced from 2 exons. The record is from RefSeq and is a predicted model, not a curated record. NCBI's taxonomy places the organism in Eukaryota, Viridiplantae, Streptophyta, Magnoliopsida, Cornales, Cornaceae. Bases 95 to 2758 code for a protein of 887 amino acids.